Molecule: messenger RNA, 1399 nt
Organism: Tribolium castaneum (red flour beetle)
Lineage: Eukaryota; Metazoa; Arthropoda; Insecta; Coleoptera; Tenebrionidae
Gene: Stlk
Product: STE20-related kinase adapter protein alpha
Exons: 7
Coding region: 224-1279 (351 amino acids)
Biological process (GO): activation of protein kinase activity; protein phosphorylation; protein export from nucleus
Cellular component (GO): serine/threonine protein kinase complex
Molecular function (GO): protein kinase activity; protein serine/threonine kinase activator activity; ATP binding
Source: RefSeq, a predicted model, not a curated record
CAUGUCAAAUAAAACGUCAGCUGUCACUUUCUAGGUUAAGUUGCUUUGUUUUAAAGCUUGUGAAUUAUCAAUUAAGACGUUAUUUAUUCAUUACAUUCAAUUACUGUUUUAAGAAAUAUAGGAGUGUUUUACAAUUUAUUGCCAAACAUCGAUUGAUUGCCCCUUUUUGCGGACCAAACGUCAGAAUGGUCAAGUUUUAGUGUGACUAAAAAAUAGCGCUAAAAUGGUUAAUUAUGAGGCAAACAUAUCAGCUUACGAGACAAUAUCAACUCUGGGCCAAUGUUUCGAAGGAAUGGCAGUGGUCAACUUGGCAAAACACAAAAUUUCGGGCACCAUGGUCACCAUAAAACGCUUUAAUAUGGACCGAAUUAAACACGAAGCGCACUUGGUCGAGAGAGAAAUCAUUUUGACGAAACAGUUCCAGCACCCAAACAUUAUUAAGUACUUUGUGGCCUUUGUGCAUUUGCAUGAAGUGUGUGUUGUGAGCCCUUUGAUGGCUUUUGGCUCAUGUCGCGAUCUUUUAAAUACACAUUUUAACGAAGGACUGCCUGAACACGCUAUUAUUUUAAUUUUAAAGGAUGUCCUUGAUGCGUUGGAUUACAUACACAAGAGGGGGUUUAUUCACAGGUCAGUCAGAGCUGGUCACAUUUUAAUUUCUGCGACAGGGAAAGCGUCUCUUGCUGGCUUACGAUACGCCUGUCCGAUUGUUUUAAAUGGAAAAUGGCAAAGGCAAAUUCACUCGUUUCCAGCAAGCACUGUGAGGAACCUAAACUGGCUAAGUCCCGAACUUUUGGAACAAAAUUUGCAGGGCUAUAAUCAAAAAUCAGACAUUUAUAGUGUGGGUAUGUUAAUUUGUGAGUUGGCAAACGGUGCAGAACCAUACGCUGGAGUCUCAACGACAUUAAUGUUGACGGAAAAAGUGAGAGGCUGUGUGCCACAACUGUUGGACUGUACUACUGUACCUACAGAUGAAAAUAACGAAGUUCAUGGUGAUUGUGAUAUAAGUAAUAAUGUGGUCAGUAGACGAUUUUCAGAGGAUCUACACGAACUCGCAACUCUUUGUCUACAAAAGGAGGCAAUUAUCCGUCCCACCGCUAGUCAACUCCUCACACACCCUAUCUUUAAAUUAAUAAAGAAAGGAAUCUUUUUGCCUGAUUUACUUAAGCCUGUUAUGCCGCUUAGUAGUCGCGUAGCUGUUAAUACAGACGAAGUUGCAAAUUUGGACGUUGUGCAACAAUUCGCCGACUUGGAGUUAUAUUCGUGCGAAUGGGAUUUUUAAAAAGACAAUUCAGUCAAUCACUUUAUUUCAGUAUUAUAAAAACAGCUAUUUGGACAGUGAUUGCUCUUCCAAUGACACUUAUUGUAAUAAUAUAAAUAAAUAAAUUGGAAAAAUUACAAA